This is a messenger RNA of Strongylus vulgaris, 420 nucleotides long. Lineage: Eukaryota; Metazoa; Nematoda; Chromadorea; Rhabditida; Strongylidae. The record is from the annotation of a GenBank genome assembly.
AUGUCCAAGGACAUCAGCGCUGUUUACUGUUGCAAAUUCGUGAGAUUGCAGUUAGAUUUAACCCAGUUUGGGCAGAAGAUCAUCCGCGGCAGUUUAAUCGUACAUUUGGAUUCAUAUGGAAAUUCAACGGACGAUGAAAUCCUUUUUCAUGUUGGCACCCGUGUCAAUAUUGAGAGGAUACGCCUGAGAAGAGAAGGUAAAAGGGUAUACCCAAAAACCUUGAAAAGAGAGGAUCAGAAGAAAUUAGCCCGUUUAGUAUUAAAAGAGCGGCUUCAGAGAGGGAGGUACCUAUUAGAGAUGGAAUACAACAGCACAAUUUGCGAUGAAGAUGGAGGGCUGCACUGUUAUUAUGAAGCAGAUUCGGUAAGAUUUCGUAAGGAAAAACGAUUCCCAUAUGGCGGAGAUGAAAACAUUAUUUGA